This is a messenger RNA of Paramecium octaurelia, 4469 nucleotides long. The record is from the annotation of a GenBank genome assembly. NCBI's taxonomy places the organism in Eukaryota, Ciliophora, Oligohymenophorea, Peniculida, Parameciidae.
AUGAAUUAUGUAUUUAAAGUUUUCGUGGCUAAAUUUCUCAAUCUUUACAUUGAGGGAUUUGGAGGCUCGUAAGUGUAAUUGUAUUAAGGAGCCUUGAAUCUAUAAAAGGUUUAGCUCAAAUUGUAAACUCUGAACAAGUUACUCAAAGAAUUAUUGAUUCCUUUUACAAUACUCAAAGCUGACAUAGAGAUGCUCAAAAUAGAUAUUCCUUGGGCAUCCCUAACUACUCAGCCCAUCAAAACGCAUAUAAGUGGUUUGAAUGUAAUCAUACAAUAUAAUGAAUAAGAAGACAUCGAAAAUCUGAUCUAGGAUUUAUCAAAAAAAUAAAAUAAUGAAAGCAAGAUCUCUAUUCAAGACGAAAUUCGAAAACACAAAGAAAUUGAUGAGUAAGUACUAAAACGAUUUGUAAAAAAAUUGCUACUCAAUCUCUCCUUUGAAAUCAAAGAUAUUCAAGUCGAGUUGCUAAUUAAGCAGCAAUAUAGACUAUAGGUUGUAUGCCAAUAAUUCAGUACGUCAUGUCAAGAGAAUUUAAGAAUAAAUCCUGAAGACGUUGAUCAAUUCCAUAGAGAAUUAAAAGUGGAGACAUUCUUCAUCAAAUUGAUUCGUUUUAAGGAUGAUGACAUUUCAAAUUAGCAAUUGCUGGCUCUGGAUCAAUGCAAUUCAUACCUAGAAAGAUCCAAAGAUUCUAUCUAUUGUCAUGUUGAAUUCAACAACUUCAAUAUCAUCUUGGAUAAAGACAUUGUGUUGUUGGCAAAUGAUGCUAUGGACAAACACACUUAGUUAGAAUAGUUGGUUCAAACCAAACUAAAUGAAUUCAAAAUCCAGCCCAUCCAUGAGAAUUUCAUCUUCAGGGACAUUACUACCGUUAGCAAGGGAAUACACCUGUCCAUAUUUUCAAACAACCUCUUCAUUCAAUCCUAAUAAUUGACAUUAUUUAUAUAGUAGUGCAACAUUUGUGCCAAGUCAUUCCUAUAGUAAAUGCUAUACAAAUUAAGUUUCGAGGAAAUCCAUGUAAACAACCAUUUAUAUUCAUUAGAUCAAAUAUAAUGGACUCAAGAUCCUUUAAUUGACCAAAUAAGAUAGCAAUGAGUUUAGUAUAUGGCCGGAAUUGCACAAUCAAGAUGCUGAUAAAGUAAGCUUUCUUCUAAUUGUAGUAACAAAUUAUUUUGGAAAUCGCCCAAAACUAAAGCGAUAGAAUGAAAUUGAUAGAGCAAAAAUUAUUUCUGUAAAUAGAAUUUAUUCAUCUGGAACUAGAUAUCCAGCAUCUGCUAUAAAAUUCAUAAGCCAUCUUAAAUCAUGUUCAAAGUUAUUAAUGUUUCAUCCCUCCCCAAUAAAAAUAAUAGUCCUUAUAGAAAAGCAGUCAAACUCACAUCAAAUCCCAUUAAAAAAAGUUGACUUUCAAAAUGAACAUUAUGAAAAAUAAACUAACUCUAAAUGUAUCUGGCAUUACACAAUUCUAACUACUAUUCCAAAGUUAGACUCAUAUUGGAAUGUAUUAAAAGAAAGAGAAAAUCAAGAAUAUUGAAUUGAAACACAAUCAAUUGCAGUUUCAUUUGUUUGAUCAAAAUUAGCAUCUUUUGGUAUCUCUCAAUGGAUUUAAUGCCAUUUUUGACUAUUUCAAAUAAAUUGAAUUAAAUAUUCAUCUUUCAUAAGUUUAAAUCAGAAUCCAAAAAAAUACAUUUGCAUAACUAAUAGCGUUGCAGAAGAUUAUAGAAACAGAAAAAUUCGUGUAAAAUGAACCCAUCUAAAACAAAUCAGUACAACAAAAUGAAUUGAAUCAAAAAAAAAACAUAAAAUUUACAGCCUUAAUGGAGAGAUGCUCAAUCGAUUUUGGUUAAUGUGUCAAGAUUAAUAACUACGUAUCCUUCAUAACUCUAAAUAUAAAAUAAUUGAAUUUGUAAAUAUUAUUAAUCGAAAACACUGCACAUCAUUUAGAAGUGAAAUCCAACUUUAAUCUAUGGACUACUCAUCCCUUAUAGAAAAAAAGCUGUAAAAUCACAAAUGUAAAUAUUAUUAAUCUAUUUCAAGACUAUCAAGUGUAAGUUAUUAUGGAACAAAAUAAUUGAUCCUAAUUAGCAAGAUCCUCAAAACAUCCUUUAAAUUUAAAAUGCUGUCGAAAUCAAAUUGUCUUAAUUAACCAUUUCAAAUUUGCUCAACACAGUCAAUUUAUUAAGUGGAUUGGACGUUGUUAGUGUGAUAAGAAACAAAACAAAAAAGAAAGUGCUUCUUAAGGUCAUUAAUGUUCAAACCAAAAAUAUUCAAUCAUUCACACUCGAACCAGAAGAUUCCACUCUGCUCUCAUCACUAUAUGACAAUCUUUAAGGUAAUUGAUAUUGUUAUAAUUUUAUCCAGACCCUAAAGAUUAUCCUACGUAUUAGAUCUAAUUAGGCUUAGAAAUCAAUGAAUCCUUGUAAUUCUGGUCCCAAGCCUAUCCAUUUCAUUUAUCCAAGUAGUAUUUUAAUAAGUUCGUGUUAAUUGAUGAGAUAGAUCAACAAGAACAUGAUAUUUUUCUUAAGGCACUCAAUAACGAGUUUAUUCUAACUCAAUAGGAUAGACAAAAUACUGAUUUGCAGACAGUUGCUGAACCAACCAUAGAAAAUUAGUCUGAUUAUUUGUUAACAUUUAAAACUGGGAGUGUAGAGUGUUUUUAGAUAGAGGGUAAUUCUAAGAAGGUUUUCCAUACUAAGUUGACUGAGUAGAAUACAAUCACAUUAGUCCUAAGUAUCAAUAUGAUAAUAUAUUCUAAGUGACUGAAAAUCAAUAAGAAAUUAAAUUUAAUUUGAAAGAAGUGAUCCAACAAAAGACUGUUUUGUCAUUUAAUUUUGUGAAGAUAGAUAACAAUUUUUAUAAUGUGCUUCUUUCAUUUGAAUUAAUCAAAGAUCCAAAGGGAUAAUACUUUUAAAAGGUGAUAAUUAAACCCUUCCUUAUCAUAGUCAACCUACUUCCCUGGAAUUUCAGCAUAGGAAAUGCGUAAUUUAUCAAUUUACCAAUAAGUGUUGAUGUCAAUAUGAAUAACACUCUAAUCAAUAAUUUUGAUUAAUAAUUAGAUUUGUUUUAUGCCAAUUUAUUGAACAAUAGAAAGCAUGCAUCCAAUUAAUCUUAAUAAAUCAUUAUUAAUGGAUAAGUAACAAACUUGUAUUAUUUAAACUUCUUAAAAGAGGGGAAGUAUGCAAUAGAGAUCAACAAGAGACAUCAUAUGAUAAUGAUAUUCAGAAAUAAUGUCUUAGUGUAGAAUUAAAUGUGUUUUGUUAUUUGCCGUAAUAUUUAUUAACAGCAAAUAAAAUAUCUACUAUUGAAAAAUAAGACUCAAUUUAAUUUUAUUUUGAUGAAAAAUAAGUCCCGAAUCCACAUUUAUCCAUUUUCAGACAAUUGUCUGGAAUACAAUAUAUAGAAAGGGGAUAAGUAUCGAAUUUUUGUAACUAAUCAGGAUUACGAAUUGAUGUAACUGUUGGACUCUGAAACUAUGACUAAGCACAAUCUUAAGGUAAACAAAAUCUAAAUUUAAAACAUCCAUAUUAUUGAAAUAAUUAUUAAUGAAGAAAAGAUUAUAGGGAAGGAAUUCAAGAUCUCAAUUCCAAAUGUCAAAAUAGAUAUAUAGGUGUGUGAUAGAUAGGAGAUCAACAUAUUUUUUGAUUUAAAUUUGAGAUUCUUCUCAGAUACUCAUUUGGAUAUUUUAAUUUAGAAUUUUAUACUGCAAUUUGAGAACAUUAACGUGAUUAAUAUAACUGAUUGCUUCUCAAUUAUUGAGAUGUCUAAAUCAAAUGAUUUAAAUUUAAUAAUGAUCAAUAAUAUUUUCUUCAAAAUAAAAGACAUCAAACUAAAUAUCCAAUAACAAUUCCUGAAUUCAAUUAAGCUAUUAAUUUCAUUAUUAAGAUUGGACCCUUUAUUUUUGAGAUAAGAAUAAUAACAAUAGAUACAAUCUACUAAAUGUUAAUGGGAAUCAUUGAUACAACCAACCUUCAUCAUUUUGAAUAUGAUUAUAGAUCCAAUAGCAUUAGAGAUUAAUAUCUUAACAAACAUGAUAAAUAUGAACAAUAAUCUACUCUUGCCAUAAUAAUAAAUUAAGAUGAGAAAGUUCAAACCCAAUCAAUUGAAAUCAGAGAUCGUAUCCUUCUAUCUGGCAUUUCUAAUUACCAAAAUUCCAACCAUCCAAUUGUUAAUUCAGAAUUUACCAAAUCCAUUGCAAUUGCUGCAAUCUAAAAAGAAUGAACCUGAUGUAGUCAAAUUGCCGUAUUUUUUCAUCCACUCGCCAAUACAAACGAGGAUCAAUUAAAUAGAAUAUGUUUAUUUAAAUAAGAGUUGUAAAGUGGCAGUUUCAAAUGAAAAGUUAGCAAGAUGCCAGAUUGUGUUAAGUAAUGAUAAGCUUGAAAUAUUUGUGCAAGAUGAAAAAUAGACAAUUUUUUUGGAUUCAAUAUCAUCGAUUAGAUUGAACAAGUAGAAUUUCAGCAUCUAUGUAAAUAAGAACUUGA